GCCAGACAAACUCUUUACCUUGUUACCCUGCUGUUUUAACCACAGAAAGUUACAAACACCUUGUUACUGAAUUACUUUUGGAGCUAAGUGCAAAUCUCUUCUUUCCCCUGGACCGAUUUAUUUCUUCAGUUGGACUAAGGGCACCAGGGUCCAUCCACUGGACAUGGUUGGCCACGCCAAAGAGCGCCUCUUGUGCCAGUGAGCGUGGUGAUCACGCUUGUGUCCUGGCUGCAGGCGUGCUCUGACUUGUUCCGGCCACUAUGCUCGUCUCCUCCCUUCUUGUCUCGACCUCAAUUCGUGUCCUGGAGCUUCCCCCUGAUCGACUGCAUCGCCCUGCAUCGAUUCCUCGUCGUGGUUCGCCUUGAAUGCGUCGGAAACGUCAUGCCCGUGCCAUGCCCUGCCUCUGCCCGCCAUUAAAGCUUGGUCGGGAGCUCGCCCGUGAGCUCGAGAAGCCUCUACCGCGCCUAUAUAAGGACCCCCGAACCCCUCCGCACCUCACCAUCCUCUCCCCGUUCCUCCUCCCCCACUGGAGUGCCUCUCCUCGCCGUUUUCUUCUUCGGCCACCGCGGCCACCACCGGAGUUCGUCUCCAUUCCGGCCACCGCAUCCCCCCUCUCCUCCUCCCAAGCCCUCCACUACCUUCAUCUACUUCCCGCGGUUCGCCCCAACCCCUUGCCCCUUGCCGGAGAGCCCCGUGGCUGCGCCUCCCGGAGCUUGGCCGUCGCCGUUGCUCUCGGUCACCACACCGACCGAGUCCAUCCGAGCCUCCUCUCUCCCUCCCGACUCCACCACCGUCCUCCCCGUGCUCCGCUGAGUCGUCCCACCCACUUGUCCCUCGCCGGAGUUGCCCACAUCGCCAAAGACCACCGCCAGCCGCCGCCCUCUGUCUCUCCUCGGUCCUCCUCCGCCCCGCGUCCUCCUCUCCUUCCCGGGGCCGUCCGACCCUCUGGACGGACGCGCCACGCGGGGCCGCACCCUGGCUGGAGCUGGCCUGGACUGGCCGCCCCAGCGCCGGCAGCGCCCCUGUCAUCCUCCUCUGCUUCCUGUCGUGGCCAGGCACGGGAGGAAGAAGAAGACAGGGGGAGGAGAGAGAAGGAUAAGGUGGGCCCCGCGUGUCAUCCUCUGCCCGUUGACCCCGCCACUGCCACGUCACCCCCCUCCGAGAACGUACCGUCCGACGUUUCGUUCCACGGCUUCACCGCACUUCUUCCUGGAGUCUCCGUCACCCCAGCUUGCAGGUCGUGCCUGGAUUGCUUGCUUGUUUGGUGUUGUUCCUGUGUUCGCGAGCUAGGAUAAAUGUUCCAGCCACAGUCCCCGCGGAUUGGAGUCCAUCAUCGUCGUUCAUUGUUCCGCUGCCAGUAGUUGCUCCGCUGCUUCAAGUAUUAUGCUGCUUGUAUAGAGCAACCGUGGUUGGCGUAGUGUCGCCAUGCCGAUGUUAUUCAUUGUAAUAUCGGAACCCUUGUAAUCAUAUUCGUGUUGUAAUAGAGAGCUGGUUUGUUC
Triticum urartu is the source of this 1499-nucleotide messenger RNA. RefSeq lists its product as uncharacterized. The record is from RefSeq and is a predicted model, not a curated record. Lineage: Eukaryota; Viridiplantae; Streptophyta; Magnoliopsida; Poales; Poaceae.